This is a messenger RNA of Arxiozyma heterogenica, 1515 nucleotides long. It is a transcript of the gene HOS1, whose product is annotated as histone deacetylase. The record is from RefSeq and is a predicted model, not a curated record. Gene Ontology annotation, molecular function: histone deacetylase activity. The coding region runs from base 1 to 1515 and encodes 504 amino acids. NCBI's taxonomy places the organism in Eukaryota, Fungi, Ascomycota, Saccharomycetes, Saccharomycetales, Saccharomycetaceae. Gene Ontology annotation, cellular component: nucleus. The transcript has a single exon. Gene Ontology annotation, biological process: negative regulation of transcription by RNA polymerase II.
AUGAAACAAAAAGUGAAAUUUGCAAUAUCUACAUCUUUAUUUCAAUCGCAGGUGAGUGAUUUGCUGCCUUGUAAUAAAGGUUGCAAAUCUCAAUUAGUCUUUGGUCUAUUAAAGGCAUAUGGUUUGUUGGAUCAUUUUGACUAUAUUAUUAGUGAACCAUACUGUUCGAAGAAUGAGAUAUGUCAAUUCCAUGAUUCUGCUUAUGUGAAUAUUCUACUAAAUGAAACAUUGAAUUGCUACACAUGGGCUAAUAAAACUGAGUAUGAAGAUCAAUGGGUGCAUAUGGCACAAUUGUCAUAUAAUAAAAAAAAUGCAGCAAACAAGGUUCAAGUUUGUAUGAGACCUUCUGAUCUUUUAAGGUAUUAUAAUAAUUAUAUAGAUAAGGGAGAUGGGAGUAUAAUUAGUGAGAGAGAAUCUUUAAAAAGAAAAAGAUCUCAUGAGGACACAGAUUUAGAAAAUGAUGAAUAUGAAAGAAUUGCAACAAAUUACAAUGAUUGGGAGUUUAAAAAGCUAUAUAAUUUAGAAGGAGAUUGUCCAAUAUUCCCAUUUCUUUCCUUGUACUUAAAAGUGACAGUUGGUGCAACAUUAAGAUUACUAGAUAUUCCAGACAUUAAUUUAGAACCGGUUACAGACAUUGUCACCCAGGAUAGGUUUAUUGGGAUUAACUGGGAUGGUGGACGGCAUCAUGCAAUGAAACGUAAAGCUAGUGGUUUCUGUUAUUUCAAUGAUAUUGUGUUAUUAAUUCAAAGAUUAAGAAAAAACGGGUUUCAAAAGAUUACAUACUUGGAUUUUGAUCUUCAUCAUGGAGAUGGGGUAGAGAAAGCAAUGUUGUAUUCUAAAAAUGUUCAAACUGUAUCCUUACAUCUAUAUGAGAUUGGGUUUUUUCCAUGUUCUGGAUCUCUGAAGGAUUCAAGAGGCAAUACCACAGUAACUUUACCAGUGAAUCAUGGGUUUGAUGAUGAAAACCUGGAUCAAUUGACUGAUAAUGUUAUUCAUCCAUGUAUGGAGCUGUUUCAACCUGAAUUUAUUAUUGUACAAUGCGGUUCAGAUGGAAUUAUUGGGGAUAAAUUCCAUGAAUGGCAGUUGACUAUUAAGGGGUUAACUAGGAAUAUUAUUAAGAUUAUGAAAUGGUUUCCUCAGUGUCAUGUCAUUUUACUUGGUGGAGGUGGAUAUACUGUUACUUUGACUAGUCGGUUCUAUUCGUAUUUGACAUGGACUUUAUUGAAUGAAUUUGGUGAUACAUAUUUAGAUAAUCCAUUUCAAGAGGAAAGUAUAUCAAGAGAGAAGAGUAGGCAAACAGACACUGGCUAUGAGUUAAAGAAUGAAUCUAACGAGAAUAUAGGAUACGAUAUUUUGAUCCCAGACCAUGAGUUCAACGAAUUUUAUGGAGAUAAAGAAUGUUACAAAUUUUGGAUCUACGAACAAGAGGGAACAUCAUUAUAUAAACCAUUGAAGAAUGAAAAUCCAGAGUCGAUGAUAACUAUAUUUAAAGAUUAUUAUUGUUCUAAUAAAUAA